AUGACUGAGCCUGAGAACAGGAACAAGAAUCUCCCUGAUAAGGCUACAGACAAGAUUGAUGAAACUGUCAUCAGCGAUGGAAAGUGGAAGAGACGAUUUGGAUUUAUAGGUAUAUUCACUUUGAUCUUGAUUACACUCACUCUUCAAUCACUCGUGUCCCUCUCUACAGCUAUCAUUCACCCUUUGGAUCUGAUACAUGCAAAACUAGUACCGGGAAAGGGUGACGGGAUACCUAGUAGAAUAUCUGUGGGUGGGUCAGGAGGAUGUAUGUGGUUUGAUGAUCUGAGCGGUUCCCCCGCAAAAUGUACCAUGGGAAUUCAUUUUCACCCCGACCCCGAAAGCCUAUCACUAUCAGAAGAGACAGAUACUAUCUUGUGGGCCUUGAGCGCUAGAAUCGGUGUAUGGAGAAUAUCAAAUUUCUUAGCUACCGGUUUGCUGGCUUGCGGUUUGAUCUCGUUCGUUCUAGCUAUAAGAUUUAGGAGAAUAAGAACUCUCACAUCAGCUAUCUUCUACCCUGCAACCUAUCGGAGUGUCAUUUGGUUAUGGGUCGCAUCGACUAUACUAGUCAGUGUAACUUCUUGUCUUUUCGCUUGGGUCUUCGAACCGGAUGAAUCGGGGUCUGCUGAAACAGUGGAAGAGGUCAAGGAAGAAGAGCGUCAAACGAGGAGGAGGACUGUUAACGAUAAUGAGGUAUGA
Molecule: messenger RNA, 696 nt
Organism: Kwoniella botswanensis
Lineage: Eukaryota; Fungi; Basidiomycota; Tremellomycetes; Tremellales; Cryptococcaceae
Exons: 6
Coding region: 1-696 (231 amino acids)
Source: RefSeq, a predicted model, not a curated record